Molecule: messenger RNA, 1287 nt
Organism: Scomber scombrus (Atlantic mackerel)
Lineage: Eukaryota; Metazoa; Chordata; Actinopteri; Scombriformes; Scombridae
Product: protein Wnt-2b-A-like
Exons: 5
Coding region: 1-1173 (390 amino acids)
Biological process (GO): cell fate commitment; canonical Wnt signaling pathway; neuron differentiation
Cellular component (GO): extracellular region
Molecular function (GO): frizzled binding; cytokine activity
Source: RefSeq, a predicted model, not a curated record
AUGUUGGGUUUGAACAGGAUUGUGAGCCUCCGGGCAGCCCGGAUUCGCAGCUGUGGUUCACCGGGAGUCAGACUCUCUUCCCGGUCUUCGUCAUGCCAAAACCUCGGUGCCAGCUCGAGGAUUUACUGUGCGUGUCUGUUGCUGCUGCUGCUCGUCACCCCUCGAGUGGACUCAUGGUGGUACAUUGGUGCAUUGGGUGCCCGUGUGAUCUGUAACAACAUCCCAGCCUUGGUGAACAAGCAGCGGCAACUCUGCCAAAGCCACCCAGAUAUCAUGCAAGCCAUCGGUGAGGGCACAAAGGAGUGGAUCAGAGAGUGCCAGCACCAGUUCAGACACCAUCGCUGGAAUUGCAGCACACUGGAACGUGACCCCACCGUGUUUGGACGUGUUUUGCUACGGAGCAGUCGUGAAGCAGCAUUCGUCUACGCCAUCUCAUCAGCAGGAGUGGUGUAUGCGCUUACUCGCGCUUGCAGCCAAGGGGAGCUGAAGACAUGCAACUGUGACCCGCACAAGCGUGGACGGGCCAGCGAUGAGAGAGGAGAAUUUGAUUGGGGUGGCUGCAGUGAUAAUAUUAACUACGGGAUAAAGUUUGCCAAAGCCUUCAUAGAUGCCAAAGAGAGGACCGUCCGAGAUGCACGGGCACUCAUGAACCUACACAACAACCGCUGUGGCAGAACAGCAGUGAAGCGUUUCAUGAAGCUGGAGUGUAAAUGUCACGGUGUGAGUGGCUCGUGCACACUGCGGACAUGCUGGAUGGCCAUGUCAGACUUCAGGAAGACCGGUGACUACCUGAGGAGGAAGUACAAUGGGGCCAUCGAGGUGACAAUGAAUCAGGAUGGGACAGGCUUCGCUGUAGCUAAUAAAGCCUUCAGAAAGGCCACCAAGAACGACCUGGUCUACUUUGAAACCUCCCCGGAUUACUGCCUGCUAGACAAAGAAGCAGGGUCCCUGGGCACGGCUGGGCGUGUCUGCAAUAAGUCAUCACGUGGCACCGACGGCUGCGAGGUCAUGUGCUGUGGACGGGGGUACGACACCACCCGAGUCAAGCAAAUCACCAAGUGUGAGUGCAAGUUCAAAUGGUGCUGCGCUGUGGAGUGUAAGGACUGCGAGGAAGCUGUGGACAUACACACGUGCAAGUCCCCCAAAAGAGCUGAAUGGUUGGACCAGACCUGAGGACGCACCCCCUGUAAUGCAACCCCACCCCUUUCCCCUUUGCAGGUCAUCCUGUGGAAUCUGGAAUUCUGGGAAAGUUUGUCCAAAAGUGCUCUGCAUCUCCGCCCUCCCCUG